Molecule: messenger RNA, 1501 nt
Organism: Bursaphelenchus okinawaensis
Lineage: Eukaryota; Metazoa; Nematoda; Chromadorea; Rhabditida; Aphelenchoididae
Source: the annotation of a GenBank genome assembly
AUGGCAGGCCAAAUGGAUCCAGCAAAGACGGCAGAUCAAAUCCAAUGCCGAAGAUACGAAGGGAAGGUGGUGCUGAUUACUGCUGCUACUAAAGGGUAACUUUUAUUACAAGCUUUUAAAAUUUUGUAUUUUGGGCAAAAAGUAUAUAAAAUUUGAAUUCCCGUCCAAAAAUAUAUAUAGAAAAUUAACUAAAAACAAAAUUACAGGAUAGGCCUAGCCAUGUGCGAACGCUUCGCCCGAGAGGGUGCCAAACUGUCGAUAAGUAGUCGAAAACUGGAGAAUAUUCAAGAAGCGAAGAAGCAUCUGGUCGAGGAAUGCAAGUUCGACCCCAACAAUAUAUUGGCAAUGGCUUGUGAAGUAGGAACAGCCGAGGAUCGUCGUCGUAUUGUCGAUGCUACCGUGCUCAAAUUUGGCCGAAUAGAUGUUUUAGUAUCACAUGCUGGGAUUAAUCCGAUUGUAGGUGGAGUUAUGGAGUAUACUGCCAAGCACUUUGACCGGAUGAUUAAUAUUAAUGUAAAGGCUUGUUUUGAAUUGACAAGGCUUGUGGCUCCUAUCAUGAAAAAGAAUGGGUAAGGGUAUUAGAUACUAUAUUCUAGUACCUCGUUUAGUAUUUUAGUACUAUGUUGUACCAAAAGUAAUAUUACAUUUGGUACUAUUUAGUACUUUUAGUACAAUAUUGUACCAUGAGACUAGUUUUUAGUACCAUCUUUCUAAAUACCUUUAUUCCAGAGGUGGCGCCAUAGUAUUCACAUCAACAAUAUCAGCACAUCGCAUGUCACCAGGCCUACAAAUCUACGGUGCAACGAAGAUACCUUUGCAUUCGCUAACAAUGGCCUUAUCAAAUGAAUUGGCACCUCAUAAAAUACGUGUCAACACUGUAUCGCCGGGUAUUAUCUACACCAACAUGAGUCGAGUGGUACGUUUUUAGGCUUCAAAGUAAUACUUUGUACAAAAAGUAGUAACUUUGCUACUGUAAUAGUGUAAAAAAGAGGGUUCAGUACCAAGUUGAGCCAGAAAAACAGAUUUUAGUACUAUUGAUACUGUUUUCGGUGCUAAUUAGCACUAAAGAAAGUGUUUUUAGUAUAAUAUAGUACUAAAAGGUUAACUUUUCUGUACUUUUUUAGCUUCGUACUGAAUCUCAAAACUAUUUUCUUGCUUCGUACUAUACCAAAAACCUAAUUUUUAUCUUCGUACUGUGUCACAAAUUUCAUUUUUACCUCCGUACGGUAUCAAAAACUUAAUAUUUUUCAUCGUACUGCACUUAAAACCUACUAACUUGCUUCGUACUAUACCAAACUUCUAAUGUUUUCAGUUAUGGGAUGACAAGCACAAAUGGCACAAGCAAGCCGAAGGCUCAGGCAAAGGCGGCCAAAGUGUUUGGGGUACCUUUGGCUAUCCAGAACAAGUGGCUAGUGUUAUGGCUUAUAUCUGUUCGGACGAUGCUAGUUUUGUCACCGGGGAAAUUCAUGCUGUCAACGGUGGGAUUGAUGCAAGAUUGUAA